GCGCUGGACCGGAAGCGCGCCUGGCGACGACAACAACAACAGGCAACCUCCCGGCUCCUUUGCAGACGAUUCGUCACCCGAAUCUGCCUUGGACGGUAUUUAACCCGCAGCCCUUGCAGUCCGCGCACUGUACGAGACGUUGCCGGCACCCUCUGCUUCUGACGUCUCUUCCUUCUGCCUUCCAUCCAACCUCCGGCCCAGCAAGCUGAUGAACAGAGACAUCUGCAUCCACACAUGGCCAUGUUCUUAUUAUUUGGAACCUGAGAAACGAUGGAUCCCUGGCAAGCUUUCACUGACUUCUGUUUUGCUAAAGUUUUUGGCUGAUAAGAAUGGAGAACUUCUAGUCAGCUUCCCUCUUUCAAGCAUCAGUGAGAUUAAAAAAGAAUCGUCGCACUUCAUCUUCAGUUCCAUCACUGUUCUGGAGAAAGAGCACAUUAAGCACUGGUUCAGUUCCUUCCAGCCCAGCCGGAAUGUGGUCUUCAACAUCAUCGAGCAUUUCUGGAGGGAGCUGUUGUUGUCUCAACCAGGAGCCCAGGCAUCUUCUCCCCAGAUGACCAAGGGUAAAGAACUGACAGGCCUAAUGGCCUCUUCCCAGAAACGGUUAGAAGAUACAGCAAAAGUCCUUCACCAUCAGGGUGAGCAAUUUGAUAACAUCAUGAAAGGACUGGACAAGAUUGAAUCAGAUAUGGAUGUAGCCGACAGAUUGCUCACAGAACUUGAAUCUCCUUCUUGGUGGCCCUUUAGUACCAAACUCUGGAAAAGCCCAUCUGAACCAAAACCCAAGGAAAGUACCUCAGUAUCCAGUUCUGAGGCAUUUGGAAAAUCGGGAGUGAUAAUAAAAAUCCCAGCGAUUAUUUCACAAAGCACUGAGCUGCACGCUAAACCGGGAAGAUUUACUGUCUUGGUUUCUGGACUGGAAAUCAGUGACUCUAAUUCUCAACUUUUGCACAGGUUUGAAAGGGAAGAUGUAGAUGACAUUAAAGUUCACACCCCUUACGAAAUCAGUAUACGCCAGAGAUUUAUUGGUAAGCCAGACACAGCCUAUCGACUCUUGUCAGCAAAGAUGCCGCAAGUUAUUCAAAUUUUAGAAGUGCAAUUCAGCAAGAAAAUCGAGUUUUUAGAAGAUGCAAUGAUGUUCCAAAGCACAAGAGACUCACCUCCAGCAGAAAAGGGCAUUGCUAUCUGGCGUGCAGCAUCUGGGCUAAUAGAAAGUGUGGUGCACCCUGGACCUACCCUCAAAAGUGGAGAAAGCAGUCAGAUCCAGUUACAAGUGAAUGAGCAGGUUUCUGAGGAAGAAGCUCAAGAACUAAGACAGAUCUUGAAGAAACUGAAGAGCAUUGCUCUAGAAACUGAGACAGAACUGGAGAGGCAGGAUGAAGUCCUCGAUGGCCUGACUUCCUCUGUGGAGCGCUCGACCCUGACUAUCGACAAGCAGAAUCGUAGGAUGAAGAGGCUGCUGUAGAACCGCAGGCGGGGAACUGGUGGUUUGGUGGGAAUGUGGAACUCUCAGGAGACACAAGUGACUUUAUUUUUUAGGAUAAGUGAUUAUCUUAAUGUGUUGUUCUCUCAUUGUUUCUGUAGUCUUCAUUUAUAGAGAAGACACCAUGGAAUAAUUUCCAGGAUCAGAUGCAUGCUUGGAAGCCUUCUCCCAGCCGCUGAAGAAGGAGAAACUUAAUCAUGGUGUAGUGGCUGAAGUCAUCUAUCUGUCACUAAGACUCCUUACAGACAGUGGGAUUCAGGGGUCUGGAGGACUUUCUCUAAAGAGAUUCCCAUGCACUGAAGAAGUUGUAGAUUAUUUUUGGAGGGGGAACUUCACAGUUAAAAAAAGUGAACAACUUCUUUUUUAUGUGUGAAAGCCUAAGUGCUGUAGGUUCCUUCAGUGUGUGAGAUUGUGUGGUGCAUUUUUGUUUGUUUUCCUGGAAUGGGAAUUGGAUCCCUGGUUUUGACACUUAAUUGGGUAAGUGACUGUGGACAAGUCACAUAGUCCCCUUAGGCCUUAGUUUCUUCAAUUAUGAGAAAAACUACCAGUAAGAAAGUUGGACUAAUUUAUCCCAAAGUUCUCUUCCAGUCUACCGUUCUGUUACAUCUGUGAGAGAGAAAAAAAUACUUCUAUCUGUUUAGUGAAAUAGAGAUGGCGUGCAGAAGUAUUCUUGCUUCUGGAUACUGUAUUAAAACUUUGGGGAAGUGAUAGGCAUGAUGUUUAACACAAAGUGCCAAAUGCAGAAAUUCCAUUUUAAACAGUUUUGUGUAGUUUCUAAGUAAUUUGUAUAUCAACUUCUUGGGGUUCCCCCCUUUUAGAUGUUAGUGCAACAAACAAACAAAAUUGACAGUUCCUCUUCUUGAAUUAUUGCAGUCUCUUCUACUAAACUUUAAAGAUGAGGUAUGUUUUUGAAGAUUAAAAAAAUAUUUUAAUCAGAAGAGGAAAAUUAAAACUCUCCAGAAAGAAGCCAAUCUGCCUUUUUGAGUGCAGGCAUAUGCCCUGUUUAAAUAAAACCUAUUGCUUGGUUGCGUAUUAAAUUCUGAAUAUUUUUCUUAAAAGCUUUCAAACGAGUUCCUUUCCAGCCCUUGAAUACUUAGUGCUCUUCGCAGUGCCUGUACCCUGGGAUGAGCAUUCCCUUUGGGACUUUAAAAUCCUACAGGGGCUGCUUGGGCAUUAAUCACAUAUAGUCCCCAUUAGAUGUGGAAAUUAAUUUACUCCAUUUCUUUCUUGAUGGUUUUCUUUGAUAGAGUAGGUUUAUAAAAUUGUGCCAGCAGACUGUUCUAUUUUUCUUUUUAAUUUUACUGCAGUUUUCUAGCUGAGAACACCUCCAGGAUAUCUUAUAAACACCUUAAAUUUUCAUUUACUGCCCAGUUCCUUAGCCAAAAAUAAAAAAAAGGGCAGCUAGUUAUAUAGAAUAUUUUAAAAACUCGUGUUGGUCUUUGCUUUUACUGCCUCAUUUCUAGCCAGAAUUGAAAGAAAGCUGCUAUAUGUAGUGUACUUUUCAAAACCUAUAUUGAUUUUGGGGGGGUUUGAUUUAUGUGUUUCAGUUAGCAGACCAGAAGUUAACGCUUUCUCCUCCUGGUAAGAAUUACUUAUGAAACAAAACUAGUUGUGGACUGCAAACUCCAUUCUGGAGGUGGGGGGUCGGGAUGGGAGGGUGCAAAGUGUGAGGAAAAGUAGAUUUGUUUCUGGACAUCAUUCCUUCACAGUCACUGUUUUGACUUCUCAUUACAUACACUAAUGAUUUGUUACCAUUUUACUUUCAGACUCUUGAAAUGAUAUAAUGAAGAAAUACCUUUAGGCAUAUUAUCAAGACAACUUUUUUUGAAAAUGCUGGUUUUGCGGAUUAAUUUUUAUCCCAUUAACAAGUGUAAAGGGUUGUUACAACUUGUUAUGAAAAAAUUGGAGGUAUGUUGAAGUCAUCAUUGAGACAGCUGUUGAUACUGGCAACAACCCAACACUGUAUCAGUUUGGGUUAGGGCACUUUGUAUUUGCAUACUUUGUACCUUGAUGAUUUUCCUAAAGACUACUGAAAAAUUGUGGCUAGAAGAAUGCUGCUGCAGUGUAGAUCUCUUUGGGUGAAGGCUGGCAUUCUACCUCCGGAGGACACAAGAGGUCAUCAUCUCAGAAUUGAGGCUGUACAGUUUCUAAUACCCAGACACACUACAAAUUGUCCUUUACGUCCCUUCUGUUUCGUUCAGGCCAUACCUACUUCCCCUCUCCAGAUUAGAAUUGGGCCUGCUGGAAUAAAGCCCAACUUAUUUCAAAGCUUCUUUUUUCCUAAGAUGUUCAUAUGAAUAAUAAUGUCUUUUUUGGAGCAGUUUCCUUGGCCAGUUAUAGAAUUUGGUGAGCUUUGUAGAGCUUAGGGCCACUCAUUUUAGAGGUUCGUAACAUUCUAAGUAAAUGCUUAAAUCUUGUCACACUGUUAAACACUAUGGUUUCCAUCCAUAUCCCUUUGGGGAAGAUAUGAUAAAUCAGACGUACCCUUAAACAAAGGUAUUUUUCUUACCACAUAUUAGAGUAUGUAGCUUUUUUUAGGGUACCAAAAAGGCAGACAACAUACCAUAUGCACAAAUGAUUGGAAGAGGUCACAAAGAAAAGGAAUACAGAGUCCCUGCCCUCAGGGGGCUUGCCUGUAAGAGGUGAGACCUCACAAGAUGCUAACAAUAUAAAAUAGCAUCCAUGUGCCCAAAGAGUGGAAUAACAAUUAGUCCCACAUGCCUUCAGAACGAAGGUGAGGAUUCAUCCUUUUAAUCUACAAUGGACACGAAGAGAACAAUCAUAAAAGUAAUACCUAAAUCUACAUACAGCCUUUGUCAGCCGAGCUUGCCUGGAAUCCUCCUCCUGUCCGUGAGUGGUGGUCACUCCUCAGCUUGGACCGCCAGAACAGCAAGCCUGUGUACGUUCCCAUAGCUGCUCAAGUCCACAGGGCCUAGUGGACAGGAGACUGGGCCUCAGGUUCACAAGACCUGGGUUUGAAUCAUACUCAGAGACCCUAGGCAAGUAUUUCCCUUCUCUCAGCCUCAGUUUUCUCAUCUGUAAAAUGGAAAUAGUACUUAGCCUGUAGCAUGACCCAUGUUUGUUAUGAGGAUCAAAGAGAGAAAUGAUGUGUAUAAAGUACUU
Molecule: messenger RNA, 4603 nt
Organism: Trichosurus vulpecula (common brushtail)
Lineage: Eukaryota; Metazoa; Chordata; Mammalia; Diprotodontia; Phalangeridae
Gene: SNAP47
Product: synaptosome associated protein 47
Exons: 5
Coding region: 209-1462 (417 amino acids)
Biological process (GO): exocytosis; synaptic vesicle priming; synaptic vesicle fusion to presynaptic active zone membrane
Cellular component (GO): SNARE complex; plasma membrane
Molecular function (GO): syntaxin binding; SNAP receptor activity
Source: RefSeq, a predicted model, not a curated record